Molecule: messenger RNA, 4544 nt
Organism: Melopsittacus undulatus (budgerigar)
Lineage: Eukaryota; Metazoa; Chordata; Aves; Psittaciformes; Psittaculidae
Gene: RNF157
Product: ring finger protein 157
Exons: 20
Coding region: 73-2613 (846 amino acids)
Biological process (GO): protein ubiquitination
Cellular component (GO): cytoplasm
Molecular function (GO): ubiquitin protein ligase activity
Source: RefSeq, a predicted model, not a curated record
CUCCCGGCGCCGGUCCCGGUGCCGGGCGGGAGCGAGCCCCGGCGCAUCCCGGCCGCUGAGCCCGGCCCGGCCAUGGGGGCUCUGAGCAGCCGGCAGAACGCGGGCGUGGAGGAAGUGGAUGUCCCUGCUAAUUCCGUCUACAGAUACCCCCCGAGAUCCGGGAGCUACUUUGCCAACCACUUCAUCAUGGGCGGCGAGAAGUUCGACUCCACUCAUCCCGAGGGAUACCUCUUCGGAGAGAACAGUGACCUCAACUUCCUGGGGAACCGGCCUGUGGUGUUCCCUUACGCUGCUCCACCUCCUCAGGAACCCGUGAAGACCCUCAGGAGCUUGAUCAACAUCCGCAAGGACACCCUGCGCCUUGUCAAGUGCUCAGAGGAGGUGAAGACCCCGGGGGAGGAAGUCAGCAAAGCCAAGGUGCACUACAACGUGGAGUUCACCUUCGACACGGAUGCUCGUGUGGCCAUCACCAUCUACUACCAGGCCAGUGAGGAGUUCCAGAAUGGGGUGGCCAGCUACAUCCCUCGGGACUCGAGCCUGCAGUCUGAGACAGUGCACUACAAGCGGGGGGUGUGCCAGCAGUUCUGUGUCCCCUCCCACACCAUUGACCCCUCCGAGUGGAGCGAGGACGAGCUGGGCUUCGACCUGGACCGGGAGGUGUACCCCAUGGUGGUGCAGGCGGUGGUGGAUGAAGGAGAGGAGCACAGUGGGCACUGCCAUGUGCUGCUGGCCACCUUCGAGAAGCACAGUGAUGGCACCUUCUGCGUGAAGCCCCUCAAGCAGAAGCAAGUGGUGGAUGGUGUGAGCUACCUCCUGCAGGAGAUCUAUGGCAUUGAGAACAAGUACAACACCCAGGACUGCAAGGUGGCCGAGGACGAGGUGAGCGACAACAGCGCCGAGUGUGUGGUGUGCCUGUCGGACGUGCGGGACACGCUCAUCCUGCCCUGCCGCCACCUCUGCCUCUGCAACACGUGUGCUGACACCCUGCGCUACCAGGCCAACAACUGCCCCAUCUGCAGGCUGCCUUUCCGAGCCUUGCUUCAAAUCCGAGCCAUGAGGAAGAAGCUGGGGCCCCUCUCACCCACCGGCUUCAACCCCAUCAUCUCCUCGCAGACCUCCGACUCUGAGGAGCACUCGUCCUCAGAGCACAUCCCCCCGGGCUAUGAGGUUGUGUCCCUGCUGGAGGCUCUCAAUGGGCCGCUGGUGCCAUCCCCGGUGCCCCUGCGCAGGCUGGGGGAGCCCCCGGGCGCGGGGCCCCUGCCCUGCUAUGAUGGGUCCCUGCCCCCCCUGCGGGCUCUGGCACCCCUCGAGCGCAUCCCUGACUGCGGCCCCCCGGGGCUCAAGGUGAAGAGGAGCAUCUCCAAGUCCAUCUCGCAGAACUCCUCCAUCCUGCCCGAAGAGGAGGAUGAGAAGUCGUGCACCGAGUCGGAGCUGAGGGUCUCCAGGAGGAGAUCCCCUGCCCGGUGCCAGGAGGAGUGUGGUGCCACACCAGAGAGUGAAAACUUCACCCUGUCAUCAUCAGGAGCCAUCGACCAGUCCUCGUGCACCGGGACACCCCUCUCCUCCACCAUCUCGUCCCCAGAAGAGCCCGUCAGCAGCAGCCUGGCCCAGUCCGUCAUGUCCAUGGCCUCCUCCCAGAGCCAGCACUCCCAGCUCAGCACCGACACCGUGUCCUCCAUGUCCGGCUCCUACAUCACUCCCGGUACGGAGGAGGGGGAGGAAGAGGAGGAGGAAGGGGAAAUGCUCCCCUCGCCCGCAGGUGCCAGUGCCACAGCCUCUGAUGGAGAGUCGACGCCUGUGGAGUCCCCGGAUAUCAACUUCGUCAGCAUCUCAGCCGAGGAGCGCGAUGCCGAGGGCAACGACGUGCUGGAGGAUGAGGACGCGUCUCCCACGCAGGAAGAUGGCCCGAGGACAGGCGCUUUCCUCGGUCUGAGCUGUGACAAUAACAAUGACUUGGGCAUCGCACACGUGAAAGCGCUGGACAAUAAACUGUGCUCUGAGGCCUGCUUACCUGGUGAUGACCCCGGUUCCUUGCUCGUGUGCAUGUCCCCCCUGUGCGACUCUGCUCCCACCUUCACCAUGUGCCUUCUGGUCUCUCCUGCCACGCAGCCGCCGUGCCGGACUCCUGCCCCAUUAACAUUGAGGAAUAGGCCUAGAGGCAGCCAACAACAACAUGCGGCUGCAGCAGGCACCCCGGCCCCGCUGCCCCCCCGGCCCCCAGGACCUGGAGCAGGCAGCGGCCACCCCUGUGUGAGGGCUCAGCCUCAGCAGGGGCACACGAACCCCUGUGCACACAGAGGGGUCCGGGCACCGCAGGCAUCGCCACCUCCCUCCCCUGGCUGUGGCGGGACCUCGUUUCCAAAGGGAAGAUGGUAUCGUGGGCUUUUCCUGCCCGGCCCCGCUGUGCAGAGGGGGGCCGAGAACCACAUCACUGCAGAGCCCUCCCCCAUCGGCACCUUCCCAUCCUCCAGCCCUGGUGCGGAUGGGCUGGGGUCCCCUCCUGCCCCCGGCCAUCUCACACCCAUCCUCAGGCUUUUCUCCUCCAGUGUGCAGAGCACAUGGGAUGGGGUCACCCCACAAAGGGUGUCCUGGGACGUUGUCAGAGGUGGAUGAUGCCCGGGGGUGCAGGUUAAGGAUCAAUGUUGGCAUUGGCAUCCUCAGUACACAAGCCAGUGACCUUCAUGAGGGGCUGGCACCCCCCAGGCUCACCGACCCCGUGCUGUGGGAUCGUCCCCAUUAUUGCACUGGUGGUGAUGGUGCCCCUGGAGCUCCCCACCCCUCUGCUCUCCACCCUGGGCACACAGGCUCUAGGGCCUGGCUCAAGAGGUUGCUUUUCCCCAGGGGAUGGAGCGGGGUGUCCAGGGGACCUGGGACACCCCCCCCGGUCACCAGCCCCAGGGACAUGGCCAGUUUAACCUCACUGUCUUCCACCCACUGGCGGCGCGGGGCUGGGGCUGUGCCCGCUCUCUGGAACAAGUGCCAAACGUGUCACCCCUGGCCUGCCCUCCCCAUCACACUUUGUAGCAGGGGCUGGAUGAGGGUGUGGGAGCUGCUUCCCCAUCCCUCCAUCCCCACUCCUCCAGCCCCAUCCCUCUGGCCAGCACUGGCCUCACAGCAUAAGUGGGUUUUACUCCAGGAGGCAGGAACACAGGGACAGCAGUGGGGUAGGGAUGCAGCCACAGAGCUUGGGGACCUGAUAGGGCCAUUGGCAGAGGGCAGGCUCCACUCCAGAGAGCAUCAGGAAGAGGCAGAGGGCACUCUGAGGAGUAUCAGACCCAACAUCCUAAUCCUGCAAGCUCUGGAGCUGUUUGAGUGAGCCCCUCUUUUUCCCCCCCUGGUUUUCUCAGGCAGAUGUGACAGCAAAGGCCACCUCCUCUUUGCAGAAGGAAGCUGCAUUUCAGAGCUCCCUUAGGACAGAGAUGUUCAUCCAGUGAAAGCAACAUCCCCCAGCAUGCAGGGAGCAGGUCCCCACCACUGUUCCCGUGGUGCAGCACAGGCCGUGCUGAUGGCUGUGGCUGCUAAAGGGAGAUAAAGCCCUUUUAGGGGCUAGGAGGUGUUUGCUGCUCACUUCAUGGCCCUCACUUCAUAGUGUGGGUCCUGCUGGAGGUGGGGUCAGUGCUGGCCACCCUCCUCUGCUCUGGCACCCCACUGUGUCUCCUGUAAGCUCAGCAGCUCCCAGAUUCCUCCCUGGAAACUCAGGGCUGGGUGCUUGAUGGGGGUGACAUCUCCAUCUGUGGGAUGGGAGCUGCUGCCACUGGGGAGCUGUGGUGGGGAUGAGCCUUGCACCUAUUUGAGGAAAUGUGUGGCCCAUGGGGACACACUGCCCAGUGCCAUGGUGGGGCAACCCGUGGGGUUUGGGAGUGCUGGCCCUGGGAGCCAGCAGCACCACGCUGGGCAUAGGGAGAGCUUUGGGGGUUCACUGCCAUGCUGAGCUAAGAGGACUAAGGGGCUGUGGGAGGCUGGCUCUUCCCUAACCCCCAGCAUGGAAAAACCAGGAUGAUGCUCCAGGGGUGGCUCAGCUACCAAAGCCCAACCUUCCUUGUGGCUUCAAAGGGGACCAGAAGAGCUCUCCAGGCCUGGCAUCAUGGUGUAGGGCUGUGGCAGUGCUUGUGGCUGCUGGCAGGUCAGGUUCUUCCUCAGGAGGGUCCCUGGAGGUGUCCAGGAGGGUUUCUGGCUGCUCUGAGCUGUGUGUCCCCAAGUUAGCUCCCAGGGUGACUGUCCCAUGUCCCAUCCCACAGCUGGUGGCACGCACAUGGUGAUGGAGAGGAGCUAGGAGGAGUGAGCAAAGAAAUUAGCAUCCUCCACUGGUGGCACAGGAGAGAUGGGAUUUGGGUGCAGGUGACACCAGUGCUGUCCUCAAGACACCCGGAAGGGACAAGGGGCAGGCAGGUGCUGUGGGUGAAAGGCAAUAGCCCCUUGUUCCAGUGAUCCAGCUGUCAGGGAUAUAGGGAAAGAAACCAGAUUGCUGCUUCUGAACUCUGCUUUGAGCAUGUUUUGGGUUUUCAGAGUAUGUUUAAUAAAGGACAUCUUAUGUCAACAAAGCA